CGAGCAUCUAAAGGGCUCAGGCUAGGCUGCGCGCCGCGCCGAGCGGCUCAGGCAGGUGCGAGAUGGGCGCAGCCGAAGUGGCGGCCGGUGGUCGGCCCUGAGCCGCUCCUCCGGGCCGGCCAACCCCAUAACGGCACGGGGAGAGCUGCCCCGGCCCGGACAGACCCGACCCGACCCGGCCGGGCCGCCCGGCGGGCGGAAGAUGCUGCGCACCGGGUGCCGGUAGUACUAUGAUUUGGUAUGUGGCCGCUUUGGUAGCAAGUGUGCUCGGAGCCCGCGGGCUGAGCGUGCAAGGUGCCCUCGGCUCGAGGGAGGAACCCGAGUUUGUGACCGCUCGCGCUGGCGAGAGCGUGAUCCUGGGAUGCGACGUCAUCCACCCUCUGACGGGACAGCCGCCUCCCUAUGUGGUGGAGUGGUUCAAGUUCGGAGUCCCCAUCCCCAUCUUCAUCAAGUUUGGGUUUUACCCUCCCCAUGUCGACCCGGGGUAUGCAGGCAGGGCCAGCCUGCACGACAAGGCGUCCCUGCGCAUUGAGCAGGUGCGCUCCGAGGACCAGGGCUGGUACGAGUGCAAAGUGCUGAUGCUGGACCAGCAGUACGACACCUUCCACAACGGCAGCUGGGUGCACCUGACAGUCAAUGCACCCCCCACCUUCACAGAGACACCACCGCAAUACGUGGAGGCGAAGGAGGGCAGCAGCAUCACCCUGACCUGCAUGGCAUUUGGCAACCCCAAGCCCAUCGUCACCUGGCUGCGAGAGGGCGAGCUGCUGGCUGCUGGCCCUAAGUACCAGGUGAGUGAUGGCAGCUUGACGGUGCUCUCUGUCAGUCGGGAGGACAGAGGUGCCUACACCUGCCGGGCAUACAGCAUCCAAGGGGAGGCUGUGCACACCACGCGCCUGCUGGUCCAAGGACCUCCCUUCAUCGUUUCCCCUCCGGAGAACAUCACGGUGAACAUCUCUCAGGAUGCACUGUUCACCUGCCAGGCCGAGGCAUACCCCGGGAACCUCACCUACCUGUGGUACUGGGAGGAAGAGAACGUCUACUUCAAGAACGACCUGAAGCUGAGGGUACGGAUCCUGAUUGAUGGCACGCUGAUCAUUUUCCGGGUGAAGCCAGAAGAUGCUGGAAAAUACACCUGUAUCCCCAGCAACAGCCUGGGCCGCUCACCAUCCGCCUCCGCCUACCUGACAGUGCAGUAUCCUGCCCGUGUGGUGAACAUGCCCCCCAUCAUCUACAUUCCCAUCGGGAUCCAUGGUUACAUCCGCUGCCCCGUGGAGGCAGAGCCCCCAGUCACGCUGGUCAAGUGGAACAAGGACGGCCGGCCCCUGCGCAUCGAGAAGUACUCUGGCUGGAACCUGCUGGAAGAUGGGUCGAUCCGAAUUGAGGAGGCAACCGAAGAUGCUCUCGGCACUUACACCUGUGUGCCUUAUAACGCCCUGGGUACGAUGGGCCAGUCUCCCCCUGCCCGACUGGUACUGAAGGACCCCCCCUAUUUCACGGUGCUACCAGGCUGGGAGUACAGACAGGAGGCAGGAAGGGAGCUGUUGAUUCCUUGUGCUGCUGCAGGAGACCCCUUUCCUAUCAUCGCCUGGAGAAAGGUAGGGAAGCCCAGCAGGAGCAAGCACAACACGCUGCCCGGAGGCACCCUGCAAAUCCGCUCCCUUGGCAAGGACGACCAUGGCGAGUGGGAGUGCAUCGCCACCAACGUCGUCGCAAGCAUUACUGCCAGCACUCACCUUACAGUCGUAGGCACAAGCCCUCAUGCCCCAACCAGCGUGCAUGUUGUGGUUGCCAUGACCUCUGCCAAUGUCUCCUGGGAGCCCGGCUACGACGGUGGAUACGAGCAGACUUUCUCAGUUUGGUACGGCCCUCUGAUGAAGAGAGCCCAGUUUGGCCCCCAUGACUGGCUGUCUCUCCCUGUGCCAGCUGGUUCCAGUUGGCUAGUGGUGGAUACAUUGGAACCGGAGACUGCAUACCAGUUCAGUGUCUUGGCUCAGAACAAGCUGGGCACCAGCUCCUUCAGUGAGGUGGUCACUGUGAACACUCUAGCAUUCCCUGUAACAACUCCAGAGCCUCUGGUGUUGGUUACCCCACCGAGGUGCCUAACAGCCAACCGGACGCAGCAAGGCGUCCUCCUGUCGUGGCUUCCUCCCGCUAACCACAGCUUUCCAAUUGACCGCUACAUCAUGGAGUUCCGUGUUGGGGAGAGGUGGGAGAUCCUGGACGAUGCCAUCCUUGGGACCGAGAGCGAGUUCUUUGCCAAGGAUUUGUCCCAGGACACCUGGUAUGAGUUCCGGGUCCUGGCUGUCAUGCAAGAUCUCAUCAGCGAACCCAGUAACGUUGCUGGUGUGUCCAGUACAGACGUAUUCCCUCAGCCUGACCUGACGGAUGAAGGUUUAGCCCGCCCGGUGCUGGCUGGCAUCGUUGCCACCAUCUGCUUCCUGGCUGCUGCCAUCCUCUUCAGCACACUCGCCGCCUGCUUCGUCAACAAGCAACGCAAACGCAAACUGAAACGCAAGAAAGACCCUCCUCUCUCGAUAACCCACUGCAGGAAGAGUUUGGAGUCCCCGUUGUCUUCUGGCAAGGUGAGUCCGGAGAGCAUCCGCACGCUCCGUCCCCCCUCCGAGUCCUCUGACGACCAAGGCCCACAGGCUAAGCGGAUGCUGAGCCCCACCAAGGAGAAGGAACUCUCCCUCUACAAGAAGACCAAGCGAGCCAUCAGCAGCAAGAAGUACAGCGUCUCCAAGGCGGAGGCCGAAGCUGAGGCCACCACCCCCAUCGAGCUCAUCAGCCGCGGGCCAGAUGGCCGCUUCGUCAUGGACCCAGCAGAGAUGGAGCCUUCACUGAAGACACGGCGGAUCGAGGGCUUCCCCUUCGUGGAGGAGACAGACAUGUACCCUGAGUUCCGGCAGUCGGACGAGGAGAAUGAUGACCCCGUCGUCCCAGCCUCGGUCACGGCCCUCAAGGCCCAGCUCACCCCUCUCUCUUCCAGCCAGGAGUCCUACCUUCAGCCACCAGCAUACAGCCCCCGGUUCCACCGGGCACUGGAGGGUCCCGGCGCCCUGCAGGCCACAGGCCAGGCCCGCCCGCCGGCCCCCCGGGCUUUCCACCACCAGUUUUACGGUUACCUCAGCAGCAGCAGCCCCGGGGAGGUGGACCCACCACCCUUCUACAUGCCAGAAGUCAGCCCGCUGAGCUCGGUCAUGUCCUCCCCGCCGCUGCACCCCGAGGGGCCCUUUGGACACCCCACCAUCCCCGAGGAGAACGGGGAGAACGCUUCCAACAGCACGCUGCCCUUGGCCCAGACCCCUACGGGGGGCCGGUCCCCUGAGCCCUGGGGGCUCCCCUUCGGCAGCCUGGAAGCGUCCCCUGCGACAACGUUCCCCCCUCAGCUCCAGCAGUGCGAGGCGGCGGCCGAGGGCUCCCAGCCCACUGGUUGUCUUCCUCGGGGGCCGCCUCCUUCCUCUCUUCAGGUCGUCCCCGCAUCCUACCCGGGCAUCCUGCCCCUGGAGGCACCAAAGAGUUGGACUGGCAAGUCACCCAGCAGGGGCCAACCCUCUGUGCCCACCACCACCAAGUGGCAGGACAAACCUAUGCAACCCAUGGGAUGUCAAGGGCAGCUAAGACAUACCAGUCAAGGUAUGGGCAUACCUGUGUUGCCUUACCACGAACCGUCCGAGCCCGUCGGCCACAGCGGCACAAGCACAUUCAGCCUGGACACCAGGUGGUACGAGCCCCAGCCCCGACCUCGGCCCAGCCCUCGGCAGGUCAGGAGGGCUGAGCCCAGUUUACAUCAGGUGGUGCUACAACCUUCGAGGCUUUCUCCUCUGACCCAAAGCCCCCUCAGCUCCCGCAACAGUUCCCCGGAGCUGACUGCUCGUGCCAGGCCCCGUCCUGGCCUCAUCCAGCAGGCCGAGGUGUCGGAGAUCACCCUGCAGCCCCCCGCAGCGGUCAGCUUCUCCCGCAAGUCCACGCCAUCCACCGGAUCCCCCGCACCGAGCAGCCGGGGGGAGAGCCCCAGCUACCGACCUGCCACAGCCUUCACCUCGCUGACCACUGGCUUUUCUGGCUCCCAGGGCUCCUCCCUGCCCACAGACACCAUGGAUGUUUUUGGAGACAUCCCUUCUCCAAGGAGGGCUAGUGAGGAGAUUCUCAGACCGGAGCCCACAUCGACAACGGUAGCCACCUCGGGAAAACGUCCAUCUCCGUCCUGGGACGCUGCUGCACCUGAGAGGCUCGAAGCUCUGAAAUACCAGCGGAUAAAGAAGCCCAAAAAGUCAUCCAAGGGCUCCUCGAAAUCCAGAAAACAAGCCAACGGCUCUGCCUCCCAGGUUCAGCACCUUCCCAGCUCUCAGGUACUGUGGCCUGACGAGGCUGUCUGCCUCCGCAAGAAGAGACACCCUCGUCAGGACCCCUUUGCCCGCCUCUCAGCGCUGAAGGACGACCUCUGCCACCGGCAGCUCCCCGAGGACCAGACAGCCAUCCUCAACAGCGUGGACCACGACGACCCCAGUGGGCACGCCACUUUGCUUUAGCUUCAUGCUGACCCAAGAGAAGGUUAAAAGGGAGAGGGUAGAGGGAGCCGAAACCUCGUCUGCGUGCACGCUGGGGUUGGGCAACUGGUGGCAAGGAUGAACUGGGAGGACGUGGGGUGGGUUGGGGUCUAGAGGGGGGAUGCCUGGGGCUUUUCAUAUCUGCAUCUCUCCCUUAGAGCUUUGGUGAGAUGGGGAGGGGGUGUCACACCUCUGUGUCAGGGAGUUUUCCGAUGUAAAAGGCAUAGCUGGAGAUUCUGACAUCUGCUUCUGCAGGGUGCGUGUAGAUGGAAAUUGUGAGAUUAAGCAGCCGGCCCUGAAUUGAAAGAAGGAAUUAUGUGACACGAGGUGUAAUCGAUUGACAAGGAACUAACAACCCAACUAGCUAAUAGCUGGUAAUCCCGUGAAUCUGAUUAUGAUAAAGUAUGUCCAAAUGGUCCCAGGAAAGCUGCAAUUAUGAAAUCUCCUUGCCUCUCCCUGCCCAGCCUCCCAUUAUGUGAAGAUAACAGCAACAACAUCACUGACAUCUUUCCUUGCCUAUCUCUGAAAGGGAAAACCAGAAAGACCCCAAGGCUUCACACCAGCCUGAGAAGUGAUAAAUCACAGUUUCUCCGUGUAUUUGCAUUUGAACCUUGUUAACAUGUACCAAACUCUUUGUAAGCAAGCAGGUAUUGGGCCAUUUGCAUCCAUGGGUAUUUUCCCCCCAAGUCUGGUUCGUGCCAGCUUUGAUGAGGGUGGUUUUGACCAAUUCUUCCUGACACUCCGUGUAUCACUAGCAUAUGUCCCUCAGUGCUGUGCAGAAAUGUGAUUUCUUACUAUGGUCAUGUCUGUAAUCUCUGUUCAUAACUGCAGAACGGGGAGAUGCCGCUGUACGUGUGCGUGUGAGCAGGGUUUCACUGUGUGUUCCCAAAAGCCACCGUGGCCAACAUGUCCCUGAGCCAGGGCAGCUGGAAAAGCCCAGCUCUGUGGGUCACAAUGGACGGCUGCUCCAAGCACAGAGCUCAGCCCAGCAUUUGGCAUCAUUUCGAAAUGUGUUGCUGCUGGUUUCACUGUCCACCCUUUCUCCCUCCUGCUCCAGCCUGGCUGUGUAGGCGACCUGUGACACCUGCUUUGGGAUUUAUCCCUCCCUUUGCCCAUCCGAGGAGACUCGCUGUUCCCCUCUUGGUAAUGCUGUUCUAACUCUUCACCAGAAUGUAUUUUCCUAGGGUAGGUUCCUUUGGCAAUUGAUGUUUCUCUGGGUUACGUAGGCCUUUUCUCAGCAGGAAAGCUGCAGCCUGCUCCAAGAACACCAGGCUUCUCUUUCCUGCUCUGCCUCCACUAUCUAACUGCGUGGCCUUGGGCAAGUCACUGAACCUCUCUGUGCCUCAGUUCUCCCAUCUGUAAAAUGGGGAUAAGUCAUAUUUAAGCACUUUUGUAAAGCUCUUGGCUGCCCACGGGCAGCAAGUGCUACAUAUGUGCUGAGUGCUAUUACUACCAAGUGAUCCCUACCUUUAAGAUACUUAGAGAUUUUUUUAUUUUAAGUGGUAAGAUCAAACACUGCAUCCAGGUUUGCACACUUCUUCCUCUCUAGCAAAGUGCUAAACCCGCCAGCCUGCCUGGGAAUAAAUACCAAUGUCACGUGGAUAUUCUUGCUUUAAGCUGAUUCAGGCUGUUAGAAAAAGAGAAUCCAAGAGCCUGUGUAGGCAUUGCCGUUUGCAUACAAAACUCUUGUUUAUUCCCAGGUAGAAUUGCCAAGAGAUGCUCUGCAAUCUUGCCUUUUAAUUGUGAUUUGCCUUGGUUAUUGCUCUUGCUGCUGGUUGAACCUCAAAGGGCUUUGAUAUUUGGAGAAACAUGCGACCUCUCAGCUGCCUGGCCAGAGCAAAGGGUCAGGGCAUGGCAGUGAGAACAAGCCGAGCUCCCAGUGAGGUUUUAGGUAGAAAUCUGUUCAUCAACCUGCCUAGAAAUAUCUAGUUUUAAAUGAAACUGUGCUUUGUCUUCCACCGAGAUGUUCAGAAACCUGCAACAGCGAAAGCAGAGCACGACGUCUUGUUUUCAAAUCUCAAAGCCCUGACUUAGGUUCGAACUGCUUGACAGAAUCCUCUAAUUGAUGAUGAGAUACUUUCAAGCUUUAACAACUUCCUUUAGGUGGUCUUCAAACCGUGAGCAAGUUUGUCUCGGGAAGGAGGGAGGGUUUCUUAGAGGUGCCUCUCUCUUCUGUGCCAUCAACCACCAGAGUGAGACUUCAACUUCGCUAACAGUAUAACAGAGUAUUUCUUUUAUUUGAGUGUGUUUUAGGGCUUGACCUAGAAUCCACUUGGAUCUGAAUUGAUUUAAUGCCAUUCGCCUGCUUGGCAGUGGGACAAACUUGUGGGUAACUUCAGCUCGCUGGUGUGAGAGGAGCUGACGUUGGCCCCAGACCUUAGCCGAUGUCACAGCGGAGGAGGAAGCGGGCUUAGCCCCAGGGCUCACCUCCCUGCUGUCCCCAAGGCUGCCCGCUGGCACCGGCCCUGGCCUCCCUCGCUGCACAGACCCUACAGGUGAUGGUGACCGGGGAUGCUCAGUGGUGUGGUACCCUGCAGGGAGGGGGGUGUGGAGGCUCUGUGCCGGCUGGACUGCAGCUUGCUCGCUCUUCUUUUGGCUCUCAUUGCCUGGACCUCUCUAGUAGGUUUCCUUGUUCAUUUGAGCGCUUUCCAAGCUAUUUACUCUGCCUGUUUGCACAGGCAAGGCAGUGUCUUUGGGCUCUCGAGGUUGGGGGACUGUGCCCCCAUCCUGCUGCAAAGAGGAGGAUCUGGAGUGCAGGAAGGUUGACUGAGUGCGCCAGCUUGCUUGGUCAAUCUUUUGAGAGUUUGUUUUCCUUUUUCAGGUGUUUUGAGCUGAUGGGCCCUCUGCUUUUCAUUGUCUUCGACCUUUAAAGGCUGGAGCUGCAGCUCUCUCUCUUUCAGCCGUGUACCUGCCACGCUGCUGCAGUGGGAAAUCCUGCCGGGGCUCCUCAUGGACGCGGCUCUUCCCUAAACCAUCCCUACCUCCUUUCCCUGCUAGACCAAGUUACCUUCCAAUAGACUCUUGCCACGUGCUGGGCCGUGCUUUGGCAGAUGGGCUCGCCUCUUGCUUUGGCAACCUCCUCGCUUCUCCCAGCUCUCUGGUUUCCAUGCCCUUCAGGGGUUUAUCUCCUCUGCUCCCGCGGACCUGGGACAUCGAAGCUGUGUCAGAUGAUGCCAACCAUUUUCCCCCAUUCCAUCCCUGUUUGAACUCCGUUUUUGUUUUGAUGGUUUGCAAACACGGCUGCUGCUGCUGCUGCUGCUGCUUUUCCUUUUUCUUUUAUGCUGCAAAAUAUAUCUUGAUUUUUUUUAUC
This is a messenger RNA of Coturnix japonica (Japanese quail), 7863 nucleotides long. It is a transcript of the gene IGSF9B, whose product is annotated as immunoglobulin superfamily member 9B. The record is from RefSeq and is a predicted model, not a curated record. Gene Ontology annotation, cellular component: neuron projection. Lineage: Eukaryota; Metazoa; Chordata; Aves; Galliformes; Phasianidae. Gene Ontology annotation, molecular function: protein binding.